Molecule: messenger RNA, 2248 nt
Organism: Sinocyclocheilus rhinocerous
Lineage: Eukaryota; Metazoa; Chordata; Actinopteri; Cypriniformes; Cyprinidae
Gene: wdr20a
Product: WD repeat domain 20a
Exons: 3
Coding region: 64-939 (291 amino acids)
Molecular function (GO): protein binding
Source: RefSeq, a predicted model, not a curated record
CAGCGCCGGUGUGUAGUGCGCAUGCGCGGCGCGUCAGAUCCGGCUGCGGAAGGAUGAAUGUAAAUGUCAAAGAUGGCGGCGGAGGGAGGAGGGAAGGAGAUGAACGAGAUCAAGAGUCAGUUCAGCACGCGGGAAGGCGCGUAUAAACUCCUCACGCACUCAGAGUACAGCAGACCCAACCGAGUGCCCUUCAACUCUCAGGGCUCGAACCCCGUCAGAGUCUCGUUCGUCAACGUCAACGAUCAGUCCGGUAACGGCGAGCGCAUCUGCUUCAAUGUGGGCCGCGAGCUCUACUUCUACAUCUAUAAAAGCGUCAGGAAGGUGAGCGCGACACGCUGUGUCUGUGUGCGGACGCACACUAACGUGAUGAACGCCAGCGGCCCGCCGGCCACAGCAAGCGGAAGCAGCGUCAUCACCGGCUCCAGCAACCCCAGCACCAACGGCAGCAGCAGCAGCUCAAGUGUGCUCCCCGCGCCGCUGCCGCGCUCCAACAGCCUCCCGCACUCCGCCGCCGGCACCGGAAACAGCAAGAGCGCCGCCUCGGACAACCCCAUCGCCGCCGGCGUCAGCAAGUUCGCCACGCUCUCGCUGCACGACCGCAAAGAGCGGCACCCCGACAAAGACCACAAGCGCAACCACAGCAUGGGCCACAUCAGCAGCAAGAGCAGCGACAAGCUCAACCUGCUGACCAAAACCAAAACAGACCCCGCCAAGACUCUGGGCACGCAGCUGUGUCCGCGCAUGGAGGACGUGCCGCUGCUCGAGCCGCUCAUCUGUAAAAAGAUCGCGCACGAGAGACUCACCGUGCUCAUCUUUCUAGAGGACUGUAUAGUCACCGCGUGUCAGGAGGGGUUUAUUUGCACGUGGGCGAGACCCGGCAAAGUGGGGUUGCUGUCAUCCCAAAACCAAGCCAGCUCUCCCAGUGGAACAGUAGUAUAGCCACGAUAUUCCUGCUGCUAUGAGACCGCACCACGUCUCCGGCUCCGCUCAGAACCGCUGGUUUUCCUCCUCUCCUGCUCUUGCUGUGCUUCUGGAGGCCCGUGUUCGCAGGGGAUCCUUACAUUUCUUCUGUUCUAACAGAGUAUUUAUUUGAAUUGUUUUGUUGCUUUCACUCUCAAAUGCAUCUCACGGUGUUAUUAUUUCUGCUGUGUAUGUCAAGCUUGUCUGAGGUGUGGGGAAUCAUUUAAUCAGGUGGAAAAGCAGUGGGCUUGAACUCAGUUUGCUGAGAAAGACCUGGUGGUCCACACGGCUCCAGACUCGCUUCCAGCACAGAUCCUUUCAACGCUUUUACCUUCUCCCUCUCUCUGAUGGAACAGAUUCCACCCGCUGUUCAAGACUUGGCACUGAUUUUAUUUAGGUUGUUGUUUUGGUAACUACUUUAAAGGAUCACAAAAGACAAAAAAGGAAGAGAUAGAUGUUUGGGGAAGGCCUUGAUGCACUUGGCUUUAAUAUCCUCUGUCUUGAAAUCUGAAUCUGAAAAGCUGGAUGCUGCAAUCAUAGUUUUUUAAAGAAAAUUUGUUUGCACUUAAUAGUUUAUUAGAAGAGAAUGGCUUUACAUUUAAUGUGUGCGAGGACUCACAGACCGGUAUAAUGUGGAGAAUUAUGAUUAAAACUUUGUAUCUAUUGAGCAUUUAUUUUAAUAUUGUUUCAGAUAAAAAUCUGCUUUGUAUUAUAUGUAUAAUAUUGUAAUUCAGUGAUUUAUCGGGGCAAAAGCAAAUGAUCAGUAACUCUAGUGGACCUGUCAUCAUUACAGGAAAUAGUGACAUUUCUAAAGCAGAAAAAUAGAUAUAAUAAUAUUAAAAUUAAUCUUAAAUAUGCAGGUUUCUGUUGGUUUAGUUUCGUUUUCCUGUCUCUUGUACAAAAGUCCCCCAGAUGUAUUUUGAUAUGAGAUUUCUGUAAGAAUUAGGCUGAUCUAUUGUUACAGACGGCCAAACGCAUGAAGCUCAGGAAGUCUAGCAGACGCAAAAAACAAACCUUACGAAAGAGUUCCCAGAGUUCAUAUUUUGCUUACCAACAGCAAACUUAUUCUAUGUACUACUAAGAAAAAGCCACUAGAGCGAUCGGUAGAAUCUCACAGUGUGACACUAUUAAACGUCUAACAGAGCCUUUUCUGUGACUAGCAGUCAUUGUUCAUGAGAUAUACACUAACCGGGAAAGACCAGGAUGUGGAAGUGCUCAUAUUUUUGAUUCAUGUGGUUAACAUUUUGCAUUUCACAUUUUGUUCUUCAUUAAAAAAAAAGUCCAUGGA